Messenger RNA from Clarias gariepinus (North African catfish), 3140 nucleotides. It is a transcript of the gene pyroxd2, whose product is annotated as pyridine nucleotide-disulphide oxidoreductase domain 2. The transcript is spliced from 16 exons. The record is from RefSeq and is a predicted model, not a curated record. The coding region runs from base 149 to 1876 and encodes 575 amino acids. Lineage: Eukaryota; Metazoa; Chordata; Actinopteri; Siluriformes; Clariidae. Gene Ontology annotation, molecular function: oxidoreductase activity.
UCUCUCGCUGGGGGUGCGGGUGGCUGGGUGGGUCUGGGAGGUGGAGUAACUGGAGUAAGCUAGUACACUGGGGUAAGUAGAGUACACUGGGGUAAGUAUAGCGAGUGUGCAGUUGAAGUGUAGGAGGGAGAACUCUCGGACUGUAGUCAUGGCUGCAGCUCUGCGAGUUUGUCACUUUCCUGCAGCACUGAGGGCCGGGUGGAGGUCCAGCCACAGCACCGCGCUCAAACCCCACUACGACGCGCUCAUAAUCGGUGGAGGACACAAUGGAUUGAUUGCUUCUGCAUAUCUGCAGAAAGGAGGCUUAAAAACAGCGGUUCUAGAGCGCAGAAGUGUCCUUGGUGGAGCUGCAGUGACUGAAGAAAUAAUUCCAGGCUUCCAUUUUUCCCGGGCUUCCUAUCUCCUCAGCUUACUACGUCCUCACAUAUAUCAGGAUCUGCAGCUUAAGAAACAUGGGCUGAAGGUAUACAUGAGGGAUCCCCAUGCAUUCACUCCCAUGCUGGAGGACGGGGUCAGGGGGCAGCCUCCUCGCUCUCUUUUACUUGGCAACAAUAUGGCAAGGAAUCAGAAAGAAAUUGGAAAAUUCUCAGAGAAAGAUGCAAAGGCUUACCCUGACUAUGUUGCCCAUUUGGAGAAGUUGGCCAGUGCAAUUCACCCACUUCUUGAUGCACCACCUGUUGACAUUCCAGGUGUUAUUGAGGGGUCCUUGAGGAAAAGAAUGGCUGCAUUGAAAAGUUUGAAACCCCUAGUAAAAUCUGGACUGAAACUAGGAAAAAACAUUCCAGACUUUUAUGAACUACUAACAGCUCCAGCAGUGAAGGUUCUAAAUCAGUGGUUUGAGUCUGAGCCGCUGCAAGCAACAUUAGCCACUGACUCUGUGAUAGGAGCAAAUAUAAGCCCCAACAACCCGGGUAGUGGGUAUGUCCUCUUACACCACAUAAUGGGUGAGCUUGAAAAGGAGAUGGGGGCAUGGGGUUAUGUGGAAGGGGGCAUGGGUGGUGUCUCCAAGUCCAUUGUUAACUCUGCACACUCACUAGGAGCAGAUAUCUUCACUGAACGGGAGGUUCGCCAAGUUUUGAUUGGACCAGAUCAUAUGGCCAAGGGUGUUGUGCUAAAAGAUGGUACUGAAGUUCACAGUAAGGUGGUUUUAUCCAAUGCUACUCCCUAUGUAACCUUCAAGCAUCUUACUCCACAGGAUGCCCUUCCUCUGAAGUUUAUAAAAGCUAUUGAUCGAAUUGAUUAUACCUCACCUGUCACCAAAAUUAAUGUUGCUGUGGACAAACUGCCAAAUUUCUUGGCUGCCCCUAAUACUGCUGAUGGAAAGCCAGGGCCACACCACCAGUGUUCCAUUCACCUGAACUGUGAGAGUGUGGAGAUAUUAGAGGCAGCAUAUAGAGAGGGUCAGCAAGGACGUCCAUCAUCAAGGCCUAUGAUCGAGAUGACUAUACCAUCUGUGCUGGACCCCACACUCGCCCCACCUGGCUGUCAUGUAGUGUCCUUUUUCACACAGUUUACACCUUACUGGCUGGAAGGAGGAAGAGCAUGGACAAAUGAGGACAGGGACAAUUAUGCAAAUACAGUCUUUGACAGUGUUGAACAGUAUGCUCCUGGAUUUAAGCAGUCAGUAGUUGGAAAGGAUAUUUUGACACCUUCUGAUUUGGAGAGGGAAUUCUGUCUCACUGGAGGGAACAUUUUCCAUGGGGCAAUGUCAUUGGAUCAGCUUUACUUAGCAAGACCUUUGCCCUCGAUUGCACACUACCGCACACCAGUCAAAGGCCUGUAUCUGUGUGGCAGUGGCAGUCAUCCAGGUGGGGGUGUUAUGGGUGCUUCUGGAUGGAAUGCUGCCUUGACUGUACUGGCUGACUUUAAACAUUGAUGAAGAGUCAGCUGCGUCUGACACACAUGGAGUUUCACACAACAAAAAAAAAAGUUAUAGCUGUCUGUGAUUCCCAAUUAAAUAAACCAUUUUAAACCCAGACAGCAAAAAACUAGCCCUCAGAUCAUCCAUAGAAGGUCUUUAAAACUCAAAGCUCCUUAAGAGGUCUUCAUUAAAAUAAGAUAUUACUAAUUAGUUUGUCUCCUCUAAGGAUGACUAGUUUGUAUGUCUUCUGGUGAUGUCCUGCAGUCCUGCUUGUGCAGUAUUCCUUUAAUUUGAUUAAAAAAAUUCUUAAUAAUAAUUAUAACAAUAAUAAUAAUGAUGAUGACAGUGUUUUGUCACAUAUUUUGGUAGUUCAGUGAUUAUUAGUAAGUAUUAGGCUACUAGUCAGAAUGUUCCAUGUUUAAACUACUGCACUACCAAGCUCCAACUGUUGGGACCUUGAGCAAGGUCUUUAACCUUUACCUGCUUAUACUGCUUAUACUGUGCUAUAUGUAUAAUGAGAUAAAAAAGCUGCUCUGGAGGCAAAUGCAGUAAAUGUCCCAUUACAUCUCACACAUGCACUCCUAAAAGGUCUACUUUUACUCCAUUCAACUGCAUGACCAACUUCUGGCUAUUAAAUAAUAUUUUAAAAAGGUAUUUUUCUUAAUGCAGAUUCAUUCUGAUCAUUUUGUUAAAUGAGUUAGACUUCUUUCUGGAAUUAAGUGUUAAAAAUUGUCCAUAAUAUAUGGACAGUUUUUCUAUCUUACAAGAUUUAAAAAAUCAAAGCAGUUACAGUAGGUAAUGUUCAAAAUAUGCCGCAUCAUCACCAAAUUUGAUAAAAUAAGAUAUACUGUACAAUAUAUCCUUGACACAUUAUGUGAUCUUUCUGAAGUGAACCUUCAGAAAGAUCACAUAAUGUGUCAAUUCCAACACAAAUGAUGGAGAAAAAGUUUUUAUUUAUACUUAUUUUAUUUAUUUUUCAAAUUUAUAUUUAAAGAUUAUUUAAAUAACCGUUUGGAAAGUCAGAAAAAAAAUCCUUAUAUUUGAGGCACCCUAAAUAUACAGUACUGUACAUUUAAAACAUUUUUUGAUUAGCUACAUAUCCAAGAGCUAUAAUAACAACAAUAAUAAUAUAGGGGAGAAAGUACAUUGUACGUGAAUUAUAAUGUGCUUGUAGCAUACUGAAUUAAGAUACAUGUUCUUAUGUAUACAUCUGACAAAUUCAUUUAUAGAAUUGUAAGUUAUUGUCACUGUUGUAGUAUAGUUAAAUUUAAUAAGAGGG